Molecule: messenger RNA, 405 nt
Organism: Sphenostylis stenocarpa
Lineage: Eukaryota; Viridiplantae; Streptophyta; Magnoliopsida; Fabales; Fabaceae
Source: the annotation of a GenBank genome assembly
AUGGCGGUGGAAACGAGAUGUGUGAGGUCUCAUAAAGAGAUUUUGAAGGAUUUUCUUAAAACUGAUUUGGGAGAGACAGUAUUCAACUACAACACGUACGGUCCAAGGUACAAGCACUUUCUCAAAGAAUCUAAGACAUCAAGAAAUGGUGGUGCAUAUGGUGGUUGGUGGCCUGACACAAUGCAGGUUAUAGAACCCUCCUCUGGUCCACUGUGGCCCAACAUUCAAAAAUAUUCCCGCCCAUUAACCAUUGCUUAUUUCUCCAUCUACCUCACACUGAAAUCAAUGAGAGAUUGUUGGAGUAAGAAGAAAGUCAGAUUAAUUAAUGGCAUACAAGACUUUUCAGUGAAUGAAAUUAUAUUUCAAGACACUUCUGUUAACUUUCUUAAACCACCACAAUUAUAA